UUCUACUAAACCGUUGCAUUGUCGUACUGAAAACCGCACCGAAUUCCAGUGAUACCUUCAUGGAUUCCUCUGUUUUUUGAUAGAUCAAAUUCAAUUAACUUACCCAAAAAUUCAAAGAAAUUCAGGGAGAAUUGAAGCUCUCAAAUUCAUCCAAAAAUGGCCGAGAAUUCAACUCCAUCAUCAUCAUCUCCCCCAAAACCCUCCUUGCAGCCAUCAACAAAUCAGAUGAACAUGAUAAUUGAACCCUCGAAUUCGCAACAUUUACAGGGUUUGCCACCCUCCUCUUCCAGUCUUGCCAUCACCUCCCCUUCUCUUGACCAGCAAAAUCAACAACAAAUGGCACAAUCCCAGCCGCAGCAACAACAAAUGGUACAACCCCAGCAGCAGUUGGUACAAACCCAGCCGCAACAGCAACAACAGUUGCAGCAACUUCAACAACAAUUUCAGCAACAGCAGCAGAAUAAUAAUGGCGGUGUUAAUAAUAGUAGUAGUAAUAAUAAUUUAAUUGGGGGGUCGACUUUUCAGAUGCAGGGUUUACAGAGGACUGCUUCGACGUCAAGGCUGAAUCAAAUGCAACAGCAGCAACUUAAUAUGAUGAGGCAACAGCAGCUGGGGAAUUAUGGGCAAAUGAAUUUUGGGGGCGGGAAUGUUCUUCAGCAGCAGCAGCAGCAGCAACAGAAUAGUAAUAUUAGUAAUAACAGCAAUCAGCAACAGCAACAGCAACAGCAACAGCAACAACAGCAGCAGAAUCAGUUGCAGCAACAAUUAGGGCAGAUGACCAGCAAUAAUCUGUCGCGGACGGCAUUAAUGGGGCAAACGGGGCACCUGCCUAUGUUAUCUGGUCAACCUGCAGCGGCUGCUGCACAGUUUAAUUUGCAGAGCCAGUUUUUAACUUCGCCACGACAGAAGGCAGGAUUGAUGCAGGGUUCUCAGUUUCAUCCUAGUAUUUCUCCCGGGCAGUCUUUGCAGGCAAUGGGAAUGAUGAGCCCCCUCAAUUUAAAUUCUCAAUUUAGAGCAAGUGGGGCGAUUGCUUAUGCCCAGCAAAGGAUUACCCCGGGGCAAUUGAGGCAGCAAUCAUCACAGCAAAAUGCACUAACCAGUAGUCAGAAACUACAGCAGGUACAGAAUUUAGCUAGGACAUCGUUUAUGAAUCCUCAGUUAUCCGGACUAGCUCAGAAUGGACAACCAGCUAUGAUGCAGAACACCUUGCCCCAACAGCAGUGGUUAAAACAAGUGCCCGCUAUGCCUUCUCCCAGUUCUCCUUCAUAUCGUCUUCAACAACAAAGGCAACAGCUAAUGCAGCAGCAACUGGCUUCUUCUCAGAUUCAUCAGAAUUCAAUAGGAUUGAAUCCACAGCAGAUGUCCCAAAUGGUACAACAGCAACACCAAAUGGGCCAUUCCCAGAUGAACCAGCAGCCACAACCGCUUUCGCAUCAGCAUCAGCAGCAGCCACAGCAACAGCAAUUAAUUUCACACCAGCAGCUCCAGUCUCCAAGAAUGGUGGCUCCUGGAGGCCAGAAAUCUGUAAGUUUGACAGGAUCUCAGCCGGAUGCUACUGCAUCCGGAAAUACUACUCCGGGAGGAAGUUCUAGCCAAGGGACUGAGGCCAGCAAUCAUCUCCUUGGGAAGAGAAAGAUACAAGAUUUAGUUUCACAGUUGGAUCCACAUGGAAAGCUGGACCCUGAAGUUGAAGAUCUUCUUUUGGAGAUGGCCGAUGACUUCAUUGACUCGCUUACAUCAUUUGCUUGCACCCUGGCAAAGCAUCGGAAUUCUUCAACUCUGGAAGCCAAAGAUGUACAGCUUCAUCUAGAGAAAAACUGGAAAUUGACCAUUCCAGGGUACUCUAGCGAAGAUGGCAAACAGGCCCCAGAGCAUGUAAGCAUUGUUCUCUAUUCAAAAAUUUUACUUAAUGCAGCAUGGACAAGGUGUUUGUUAUAGCAAUAAAAUUAGGUCUUCCUAUGUUCAACUCCUGCCAAUCCAUGAAGUAUGUCACUCUUGGAUAAGGUCUGGAAGCAUCUACCCAAUAUUUUGCAUUUUCAUACGUUUAUGAAGUAUAUUAAGAUAUUGCUUUUAUAUUCUAUAACCCUUUCAACUUAAUUUAGAUGCCCAUAUUUGAAGUACUCUGUUACUUGGAUAUGAUCAGGAAGCAUUUACCCA
Olea europaea var. sylvestris is the source of this 2157-nucleotide messenger RNA. Its product is annotated as transcription initiation factor TFIID subunit 12b-like. Gene Ontology annotation, biological process: RNA polymerase II preinitiation complex assembly; DNA-templated transcription initiation. Bases 157 to 1938 code for a protein of 593 amino acids. Gene Ontology annotation, molecular function: DNA binding; TBP-class protein binding; protein heterodimerization activity. The record is from RefSeq and is a predicted model, not a curated record. The transcript has 6 exons. Gene Ontology annotation, cellular component: SLIK (SAGA-like) complex; transcription factor TFIID complex; SAGA complex. NCBI's taxonomy places the organism in Eukaryota, Viridiplantae, Streptophyta, Magnoliopsida, Lamiales, Oleaceae.